Drosophila willistoni is the source of this 1262-nucleotide messenger RNA. RefSeq lists its product as uncharacterized. The transcript has 3 exons. The record is from RefSeq and is a predicted model, not a curated record. Lineage: Eukaryota; Metazoa; Arthropoda; Insecta; Diptera; Drosophilidae. The coding region runs from base 68 to 763 and encodes 231 amino acids.
GUUUGCAUCUGGUCUUGUCUGGUUGUCUGGACAUUAGCAUCAUCAACAACAAGAAACAGCAGGAAAGAUGAAAGUCACCUUGGCGAUAGCGACUUUCUGUGUGAUGGCAGCCUAUUCGAGCGCUGCCAGAACCACCACCACCACAGCCACCAAGCCGGGACGUUUCCUAUCCUUGCCAGUGCCAGCCAAGUGCGCCAGCCGUCCCAAGGAAUUUUCGUAUCGUGGCAAAAACAUGUUCCUAACCACCCAUGUGCCCGCUUUGGCCAACAAGAAGGUCGACUGGUUGGAUGGCCGUAACUUGUGCCGCGAAUACUGCAUGGAUUUAGUUGCUUUGGAGACCCAAGAGAAGAACAAUCUGAUCUUCCGUGUUAUUCAGCAAAACGAUGUGCCUUACAUCUGGACAGCUGGUCGCAUCUGUGAUUUCGCUGGCUGCGAAAAUCGUCCCGAUUUGGAGCCCAAGAACGUUUACGGUUGGUUCUGGUCCGCAACUCGGGAGAAGAUCCAGGCCACCAACCGCAUUCCUCAGGGUUGGGGCUACAAUCCCUGGUCACAGACCGGUCACAAGAAGCGUCCACAGCCCGAUAAUGCCGAAUAUGACAUCAAUCAGACCAAGGAACAGUGUCUGUCGGUGUUGAACAAUGUCUACAAUGAUGGCAUCGCUUGGCACGAUGUUGCCUGCUAUCACGAGAAGCCCGUCAUCUGUGAGGAUAACGAGGAGCUGUUGCGUUAUGUGGCAGCCACAAAUCCUGGCAUUCGUCUAUAAGUUGGGUGGGUGUGUUUUGUUGCGCGUUAAUUUUAAAGCUUACUUUAUUUUUAUAUAAAAUAAUAUUCCUUAAAGUGUUUUUGUAUAAUGUUUUCAAAUGUGACGUCGUCGAAGUUGAUGAACGAGAUGAAAAAAAGACAAAAUAGACUUUAGAAUUUAUAUAAUUUUCCGAUCUUACCACCUAUAUAUAAAUAUAUAUUCUAAAAAAAAAAACAUUGCAGCAAUAGGCUCUAUGUCAUUGCAAAUUCCACCCCGCCCUCUUUCUUCACACACACACACCGCAUAUACAAGUAUCUAAAUAGAUCGUUUCGAAACUACUGCCAAGAGCAAAUUCAACAAAAAGUAUAUACCUAUAUUUAAUUUCGUUUUGCUACACAUGACAAAAAAUAUUUUGCUCUAAAUUUGUGAAUCUCUUUUAGUAUUUUGUGUUUACCAUAUAUUCUUCCACCUUCCACAAAGAGAUUGAAUAAAAAUUUUUGUAAAAAUUUUAUAAAAACAA